AUGGAAGAAUUAGAUCUCGUUGAAAUGUCUGUUGUUUCGGUUGAAACAGUCAUUCCGUUGCGUUAUAGCGACGAUAAAAAUAUUAUCACGUGUGGCCGUGACAAUGUAUUGCAACAAGUGGAUUUCGUGUCUGAACAGCUGGCGCAGGACGUCAAAGACAGCAUCGAUCAAACAGAGCUGGUGAUAAACGAGAUCUAUGCGUUAAAACGGCGUAACAAACCAUGGGUUCGGGCUAUGGUGAAGUUCAUUCGUAAAAUCGAUGGUGUGCCCGUACUUCAACUUCUGGAUGUGAAAGGGCUGGUAGAUUUCGAUACGACAAACAUGAAUGCUCGGAAGAUUGCAAGCCACAUCAAUAAACUGAUUUUUAGAAAGCGCGCCGAUUGUUUGGCUGAAAAAAAUGGUGGUACCGCAUUGACAUCCAAAGUGCAAGGGGGCGAAGAUCCGAUUGAAAUUUUGAUUUGUGGAAGAUUCAAUAUAUACGAGAUAUUGGGAGAAGGCUCUUACGGCGUAGUUGCACGUGGCCGCGAUACAAUCAGUGGUAUGGUCAUCGCAAUGAAAAUAUUCAAGACCACUUUGUUUGGAUUCGAAGAAAAACGCAAAGAGAAUCUGGAGGAGGCCGAAAUCAUUAGAAAACUUGAUCACGGCAACGUGAUUAAGUUGAUUGAUGUGAUCGAUGACGAAAUGGGAGUGUUUUUGAUAUUUCCACUGAUGAAUGGUACAUUGCACGACACAAUUUAUGCAAAGGAUUUCAAAUGCACUUCUAAACGAGUCAAAGAAGUGGCAACUAUGAUUUUGAAUGGCCUGGUUCAUAUGAAUCAGAAGAAGAUAAUGCACCGAGACCUCAAACCUUCAAAUAUUUUGGUCGAUGAACAUGAUAACCUGAAAAUAUCUGACUUUGGAUUAGCAACAAACUACAGAGAAAAACAGUUUUUCAUGGAUGUUUGUGGAACAUACGCAUACAUGGCUCCAGAAAUGUUACUGCGAUUUGGUUAUCAAAGCAUUGUUGAUGUAUGGUCACUUGGCUGCAUAUUGGCAGAGUUUCGCCUUAAAGAUCAAUUGAUUCAGCCUGCUAAAGAUGAAAAAAAGCAAAUUCGAAACAUACUCGAAGUCCUCGGUACUCCAGAAGUUAACGAAUGGUAA
Molecule: messenger RNA, 1140 nt
Organism: Sitodiplosis mosellana (orange wheat blossom midge)
Lineage: Eukaryota; Metazoa; Arthropoda; Insecta; Diptera; Cecidomyiidae
Product: cell division control protein 2 homolog 3-like
Exons: 5
Coding region: 1-1140 (379 amino acids)
Biological process (GO): intracellular signal transduction; protein phosphorylation
Cellular component (GO): nucleus; cytoplasm
Molecular function (GO): ATP binding; protein serine/threonine kinase activity
Source: RefSeq, a predicted model, not a curated record